AUGAUCUGCUUUUCAGAUAAUACCAUCCAGUCGAUUUUCUGCUGUUGCUGUUCCGUGCAGAAGCGACAAGUGAGGACACAAAUAAGCCUUAGCAAAGAUGAAGAACUUUCAGAAAAAUACACGCAGCGUCGCAGACCAUGGUUCAGUGAAUUGCCAAGUAACAAGCAAUCCAACAGGGGCCGAGUGCAGCCAUCAAAACGCAAGCCGCUGCCUCCCCUCCCAGCCUCUGAGUUUGCUGAAGAGAAGAUCCAAGUCAAGGCACUGUAUGAUUUCCUGCCCAGAGAGCCCUGUGAUUUAGCCUUAAAGAGAGCAGAGGAAUACCUGAUCUUGGAGAAGUGUAAUCCUCACUGGUGGAAGGCAAGAGACCGCUUGGGGAAUGAAGGCUUAAUUCCAAGCAACUAUGUGACUGAAAACAAACCAACCAACUUAGAAAUAUAUGAGUGGUACCAUAGAAAUAUCACCAGAAAUCAGGCAGAACGUCUUUUGAGACAAGAGUCUAAAGAAGGUGCAUUUGUUGUCAGAGAUUCAAGACAUUUGGGAUCCUACACCAUUUCUGUGUUUAUAAGAGCUGGGAGAAGUAUGGAGGCUACCAUCAAACAUUAUCAGAUUAAAAGGAAUGACUCAGGACAGUGGUACGUGGCUGAAAGACGCCUCUUUCAAUCAAUCCCUGAGUUGAUCUGGUAUCACCAGCACAAUGCAGCUGGGCUCAUGUCCCGUCUCCGCCACCCAGUUGGGCUGAUGGGCAGUUGUUUGCCGGCCACAGCUGGUUUUAGCUAUGAAAAGUGGGAGAUAGAUCCAUCUGAGUUGGCUUUUGUAAAGGAGAUUGGAAGCGGCCAGUUUGGGGUGGUCUAUUUAGGCCAGUGGCGAGCACAUGUCCAGGUAGCUAUCAAGGCCAUCAAUGAAGGCUCCAUGUCUGAAGAGGAUUUCAUUGAAGAGGCUAAAGUGAUGAUGAAGUUAUCUCAUUCAAGGCUCGUUCAGCUUUAUGGAGUGUGUAUACAGCAGAAGCCCCUUUAUAUUGUGACGGAGUUUAUGGGAAAUGGCUGCCUGCUUAACUAUCUCAGAGAGAGGAAAGGAAAACUUAGGAAGGAGAUGCUACUGAGUGCAUGUCAAGAUAUCUGUGAAGGAAUGGAGUAUCUGGAGAGGAACUGCUUUAUCCACAGGGAUUUAGCCGCGAGGAAUUGUUUGGUCAGUUCUACAAGUAUAGUAAAAAUUUCGGACUUUGGAAUGACAAGGUACGUUUUGGAUGAUGAAUAUAUCAGUUCUUCUGGAGCCAAGUUCCCAGUCAAGUGGUCCCCUCCUGAAGUUUUCCAUUUCAAUAAGUAUAGCAGCAAAUCUGAUGUCUGGUCAUUUGGAGUUUUGAUGUGGGAAGUCUUUACAGAAGGAAAAAUGCCUUUUGAAAAUAAGUCAAAUUUGCAAGUUGUGGAAGCAAUUUCUAAAGGCUUCAGGCUGUACCGACCUCACCUGGCACCGAUUUCCAUAUAUGAAGUCAUGUACAGCUGCUGGCAUGAGAAACCUAAAGGCCGCCCGACGUUUGCUGAGCUGCUGCAGGUUCUCACAGAGAUUGCAGAAACCUGGUGAC
Balaenoptera ricei (Rice's whale) is the source of this 1579-nucleotide messenger RNA. RefSeq names its product TXK tyrosine kinase (gene TXK). Gene Ontology annotation, biological process: regulation of platelet activation; integrin-mediated signaling pathway; tissue regeneration. The transcript is spliced from 14 exons. Gene Ontology annotation, molecular function: non-membrane spanning protein tyrosine kinase activity; protein binding; ATP binding. The record is from RefSeq and is a predicted model, not a curated record. NCBI's taxonomy places the organism in Eukaryota, Metazoa, Chordata, Mammalia, Artiodactyla, Balaenopteridae. The coding region runs from base 1 to 1578 and encodes 525 amino acids.